CCGCCCCGCCGCCAUGGGGGCCGCCGUCUUCUUCGGCUGCGCCGGGAUCGCCUUCGGGCCGGCGCUCGCCCUCGUGCUGCUGACGGUGGCGGCGGAGCCGCUGCGGGUCAUCGUGCUGGUGGCGGGGGCGUUUUUCUGGCUGGUGUCUCUGCUCCUGGCGUCUCUGAUCUGGUUCGUUUCGGUCCAUCUCAGCGACCGGGAGGAUGCCAAGCUGCAGUACGGCCUCCUCAUCUUCGGGGCUGCCGUCUCCGUCCUGCUGCAGGAGGCUUUUCGAUUCGCCUACUUCAAGCUGCUGAAGAAAGCAGAUGAAGGUCUGGCGAUGAUCAGCGAGGACGGCCGGUCCCCCAUCUCCCUCAGGCAGAUGGCUUACGUCUCGGGCCUGUCCUUCGGCAUCAUCAGCGGCGUGUUUUCCGUCAUUAACAUCCUGGCAGACUCCAUCGGGCCGGGCAUCGUCGGGAUCCACGGGGAUUCACCGUACUACUUCAUCACGUCCGCGUUCCUCACCAUGGCCCUUGUCUUGCUCCACACCUUCUGGGGAGUGAUCUUCUUCGACGCCUGCGAAAAACGCCGUUACUGGUGCCUGGGGCUGGUGGUUGCCAGUCACCUCCUCACCUCGGGGCUGACGUUCCUGAACCCCCGCUACGAGGCCAGCCUGGGCCCCAUCUUCAUCAUCACCCUCAUCAUGGGCCUCUGGGCCUUCUUCACUGCCGGGGGCUCGUUCCGCAACAUCCUCAAGUGCCUUUCCUGUAAGCAGGAGGACGACAGCAGAGUGAUGAUGUACUCAGCACUGCAGGUGCCUUUCGAGGACUGAGCGGCCGCUGCGGCCCCGCGCCGCCGUACCCAAGUGCCCUCGGCAGCUGGGAGACCACGACGCUGCCCCCGCCGCGGCGCAGAGGUGGCUCCCUCCCCUGUCCCACUCCAGAGGGGGAUAUUUCUUUUUUUUUUUUUUUUUUUCUUUUUUUUUCGGGGGGGAUCCGACCAGUGCUUGUGGGCAACCCCGUUAGCGGCUGCCGUUAAACUUUUUUUCCUGACAGGGUAUGGCUGCGGGGGGAGGCAGGAGUGGGGCCGGGUGCCCUGGGGUGCGAGGGGGCUUGCGGGGCUCGGGGCAGGACCCCCCCUUCCCUCGCAUUUCUCCCCCUCCCCACCACCACAGCCUGCUGCCGUUCCCUGCUCAGCCUCCGCAGAAGCAGGGGGAGCUGGGAUUGGGGGGUGCUCUGUCCCACUCACCCCCCUUUCUGCUUCCCCCGGCAGCGGGGGAACUCGUUACUCUGCUGUGCAACUGGGAGGGGGGUAAAUUAUUUUUCUGAUUCAGAGUAAAACCCUUUUAAUAGAGCGAUGGGUACCACGGCA
Tyto alba (common barn owl) is the source of this 1350-nucleotide messenger RNA. It is a transcript of the gene APH1A, whose product is annotated as aph-1 homolog A, gamma-secretase subunit. The record is from RefSeq and is a predicted model, not a curated record. Gene Ontology annotation, molecular function: protein-macromolecule adaptor activity. Gene Ontology annotation, biological process: Notch signaling pathway; positive regulation of catalytic activity; protein processing. Lineage: Eukaryota; Metazoa; Chordata; Aves; Strigiformes; Tytonidae. Gene Ontology annotation, cellular component: gamma-secretase complex; membrane; endoplasmic reticulum. Bases 14 to 811 code for a protein of 265 amino acids. The transcript has 7 exons.